UUAUCUCCAAGUCACAACAAGCUGUACAGUCAUACCUUUCGCUAAACUAAACAAAACUCGGACAAUGCGAGUAUUGUUACACGUUAUCAUGUAUAUUUAAUAAUAAGAAGACUCAACACUGCAGUUAUAAUCCUUUCAGUAUUUACACAAAUAAUUAAACUGCAGUUUUAGUAAGUGCGUCUUGGUGCAGCGUGCAUUUUGUAACAACUUCCAAAUAUGGCAAACCAACUCGAUAAGGUCAUCAUGUGCCCCAUAUGUCUCGACACCAUGACGAAACCCAUCCUGCAAUGCGAAACGGGCCAUAGCAUGUGCGGUGACUGCAUCACCUCCAACUCCGUCAAGAGUUGCCCCCAAUGCAGAGGCCCCAUUUCCAAAACCCGCAACUACCAACUAGAGCAAAUCAUCGAAAACAUCCCCAAAAGCUUACGAGGCCCGUGCUUCUUCGCAGACAAAGGCUGCAAAUACCUCCUUCUGCCCACGGAAAAAGCAGACCAUGAGGCUGAGUGCAAAAACCGAAAGUUCCUCUGCGAGGGACGAAAGUUCGCCAAGUGGAAGUGCGAAUGGUUCGGGAGUUACACAGAGCUGGAGAAACAUUUCAAGCAAGUACACAGGAACAACAUGGAGUAUAAAAUGCAGAUGGAUUUGAGCGUUGAUCUCAAGAAGGAUCACCGUGAUGUUCAGAUAAUCUCGUUCUUCAAUGGGGCGCAGUACUUUUGGUAUAAGUUUAUGGUGGAUGUUGCGCAAGAGAAGGUUUUUUGGGUUUUUCAGUUCAUCGGGCCGAAGAAACAAGCCAAGAAUUAUUAUUAUGAGUUCGAGGUCAGCGAUGGGCCUAUUAGGAAGUUUAAGGUUACGGAAAUUUGUGAUAAUGAUGUUGCUAGGGCUGAGAGUUUGUUCAAGGAGGAGAGGUGUGUUGCUCUGUCCUUUACUACUGUCAGAAGUUAUUUGAACGAGAAGGGGAAGUUACCUAUUAAAUUUAGGAUUAUGACAGCUAAGAAACAUAAUGAAGCUUCAAAAUGAUUUUCUUGUUUUUUGUAUUCUAUGUUGUAGACUUUAGAACGACUUCGCUCUGUGUUUAAUUUGUCUCUAUUAUUCUUAUUAAAUGAUUGUUUAUAUA
Zophobas morio is the source of this 1114-nucleotide messenger RNA. RefSeq names its product E3 ubiquitin-protein ligase SIAH1-like. Gene Ontology annotation, molecular function: zinc ion binding; ubiquitin protein ligase activity; ubiquitin conjugating enzyme binding. Gene Ontology annotation, biological process: multicellular organism development; proteasome-mediated ubiquitin-dependent protein catabolic process. The record is from RefSeq and is a predicted model, not a curated record. The coding region runs from base 217 to 1017 and encodes 266 amino acids. The transcript is spliced from 2 exons. Gene Ontology annotation, cellular component: cytoplasm. NCBI's taxonomy places the organism in Eukaryota, Metazoa, Arthropoda, Insecta, Coleoptera, Tenebrionidae.